Molecule: messenger RNA, 917 nt
Organism: Paramecium sonneborni
Lineage: Eukaryota; Ciliophora; Oligohymenophorea; Peniculida; Parameciidae
Source: the annotation of a GenBank genome assembly
UUUCAAGGAAUGAAUAAUAAAAAUUAGUUAUAUUAUUUGGAUACUCACUCUAAUAAUAAUGAAUAUGACAAUAUUUUAGUUUUGAUUCAUGGAAAUCUUAUAUCGAAUAAAUAUUGGACAAGAUUGAUAAAUUUAAUUCAAUAACAAAACUCCAAAAUCCGAUGUAUUAGUAUGGAUUUAAGAGGAUUUGGAUAAUCCUAAAUUAAUAAUCAUGUAGAACAUAUCACUGAUUUAUCUAAUGAUGUGGAUAAUUUGUUAAAUUAAUUACUAUCAGAUAAAAAUGAAGAAGAAUAUUAUUAAAAGCAUGUUUAUCUUGCAGGAUGGUCUUUAGGGGGAAUUGUUAGUAUGUAAUUAGCAGUUGAUUAUCCAAAUAAAUAUUAAAGACUUAUUUUAAUUGCAUCUGGAAGUGUUUGUGGUUAUGCUUUAAUGGCAGAAGAUGGAAUUGGUUAAGUAAGAUGUUAAACAAAACAAUAAGUUAAAGAACAUCCUAAAGUUGCUUUAUAAUAAUAAAAAUUAAAUGAUAAAGAUAAAAACUUUAUGAGAAUCAUUUUUGAUAAGUUAUUAUUCAAUAGUGGUAAAUACCCAGAAGAAUAAGAAUAUUAAUAAUUAUUGGAUGAAACAUUUUUAUAAACUUAAUAUACUGAUGUUUGUUGGGCUUUAAAUCAAUUUGAUAUAUCGUAUUAUUACAAAUAUUUUUAAGUUCUGGAGGAACUAAUAAAGCUUCUUCAAUUAAGGGGCCAGUUUUAAUUUAUCAUGGAGAAAUAGAUUUAGUUAUACCAUACAUUUAAGCAUAAGGUAAUGCUAAAGAAAUUGGAGAAGAGAAAUGCACUGUUAUAAUUAGACCUGGUAUAGGUCAUAUGCCUCCGAUUGAAGAUGAUACUAAUUUAGCUUAAGAAAUUAGUCGUUUCAUAAAUUGA